Messenger RNA from Liolophura sinensis, 2048 nucleotides. RefSeq names its product ER degradation-enhancing alpha-mannosidase-like protein 1. The transcript is spliced from 12 exons. Bases 92 to 1816 code for a protein of 574 amino acids. The record is from RefSeq and is a predicted model, not a curated record. NCBI's taxonomy places the organism in Eukaryota, Metazoa, Mollusca, Polyplacophora, Chitonida, Chitonidae. Gene Ontology annotation, cellular component: membrane. Gene Ontology annotation, biological process: mannose trimming involved in glycoprotein ERAD pathway; endoplasmic reticulum mannose trimming; carbohydrate metabolic process. Gene Ontology annotation, molecular function: calcium ion binding; mannosyl-oligosaccharide 1,2-alpha-mannosidase activity.
GUCCGUUUUCACGGAAUGCAAUUUUGAUACAUAGAUUUUACAAACUAAUGUGAAUAACAUACGAGUGUUACGUAUAUUUUAAAGAGACAGAAUGGUACCAGUUUGGAUACUGUGCCUGUGCUACGCCUCAUACAGCUAUGCAAAUGUGGAUUUUUUCACCAGUAACUUUGGUUCGUAUGGCAGUGAAUACGAAAGCCAGUUCGGUCCAUUUUCAGAAAAGGAACGUUUAAAAAUGAUGGACGAAGCCAAGCGCAUGUUUUAUCACGGGUAUGACAACUAUAUGAAGCAUGCUUUUCCUGCAGACGAAUUAAACCCUCUCUUCUGCAAGGGUCGAGGGCCUGACCACGAAAAUCCGUCGAACAUCAAUAUCAAUGAUGUUCUAGGGGAUUAUGCAUUGACUCUUGUGGAUGCUUUGGACACUAUAGCAAUAAUGGGUAAUAACACUGAGUUCAAAAGAGCAGUUCAACUUGUAAUUCAAAAUGUCUCUUUUGACAAGUCGAACACUGUUCAGGUGUUCGAGGCCACAAUAAGAGUCCUUGGUGCUUUAUUAUCAGCACAUUUACUGAUAAUGGACCCUAAACAGCCAAUGGGAGACUUAAUGCCCCCUGAUUAUGACGGCGAGCUACUUAGCAUGUCACACGACUUGGCUGCUCGAUUGAUGCCAGCUUUCAAAGACACAGCUACAGGACUGCCACAUCCUAGGGUUAAUUUGCGAUAUGGGGUGCCUCCAGACCAGAUUAAUGAGACUUGUACAGCAGGGGCUGGCUCUCUUUUGCUGGAAUUUGGGGUGCUCUCAAGACUUUUGGGGGAUCCUGUGUAUGAAGCAGCAGCCCGUAGAACUGUCAAAACUUUGUGGCAGUACAGGUCUAAUGUGACUGGUCUUCUAGGUAAUGUCAUAAACAUCCAGACUGGGGAAUGGGUGGGUCAGAUGAGUGGCCUAGGAGCUGGACUGGACUCUUAUUAUGAAUAUCUCCUUAAGUCUUUCAUUUUAUUUGGAGAUGAGAUGGACUUGAAGAUGUUCAAUGAGUCUUAUGAAACAGUCAAAUUCCACAUGAGACGAGGGCGCGAGCACUGCAAUAAUGGAAGUGGUUUCCCACCAAUCUAUGUAAAUGUCAACAUGAAAACAGGAGAAACUAUGAAUAACUGGAUUGAUGCCCUUCAAGCAGCUUGGCCUGGCGUACAGGUGUUGUUUGGUGAUUUGGAAGAAGCUAUAUGCUCUCAUGCACUAUAUUAUACCAUCUGGAGAAAAUACGGAGUUCUUCCAGAACGAUUCAACUGGAACCUUAAGGCACCAGAAAUCCUAUUUUACCCCCUUAGACCAGAGUUGGUUGAGUCAACUUACAUACUGUAUCAAGCAACAAAAAAUCCAUUUUACCUCCAUGUUGGGAAGGACAUCUUGAAUAAUCUCAACAAAUACUCAAAAGCAAAAUGUGGCUAUGCAACCAUACAUGAUGUAAACAAGAAGGAUUUAGAAGAUAGAAUGGAAAGCUUUUUUUUAAGUGAAACUUGUAAAUAUUUAUACUUAUUAUUUGACAAAGAUCAUCACGUAAAUAAAGAGGCAUCAAACUAUAUAUUUACAACGGAAGGCCAUAUAAUACGAAUGGACAGAAUGUUUAGACAGCCUAAGUUUUCAGAAGAAAGAAAACAAAAACCUGUUAAAGUGAGAGAUGAAAAAGUAGUGCCAGAUUUACCACAAGUGGUAGAUGUACGGCAUAAUGUCUCAAACUGUGAAAGUGUUCCAGUGGAGAGGAAGUACUUUUUACCCAUGAAAAGUUUAUAUUUACAACAAAUAGAGGCAGCAGUCGGGCUGAUCUAGACACAAUGGCCUACACUUCCCAGGGUGCUAAAAGUUUGACACAAGGCCGAUUGAAUGUAUCCAUACCGUGAACAUAGGGAUGCAUUGUUAGAUAUCAGUAUCACCUCAAUUCCCUGUAAUCUGUAUGCUCAAUAUGUUGAUAAUGGAGAGGAAAAAUUUCUUUGGAGGAAAGAAAAGCGUAGAGAUUACUUUCUUCAGGAUUGUGUUUUUCUCUUCAUUGUCAAAUGCCUCU